Larimichthys crocea (large yellow croaker) is the source of this 2448-nucleotide messenger RNA. It is a transcript of the gene fermt1, whose product is annotated as FERM domain containing kindlin 1. The coding region runs from base 7 to 2070 and encodes 687 amino acids. Lineage: Eukaryota; Metazoa; Chordata; Actinopteri; Sciaenidae. The transcript has 16 exons. Gene Ontology annotation, biological process: cell-matrix adhesion; integrin-mediated signaling pathway. Gene Ontology annotation, cellular component: focal adhesion. Gene Ontology annotation, molecular function: integrin binding. The record is from RefSeq and is a predicted model, not a curated record.
CAUCAUAUGAGUGAGAAUGGCCCAGUUGGGGCUUGUUAUCUGUCUGUUAAUGUUAGGUCUACACAGAAGGCCAUGAUCACAGCUGCAGAGUAUGGAGAAACGUCAUGGGAGCUAGCGGUGCAUGUGGAUCAAAAACAUGGAGAUGAGUCCAUGAAAUUUAAGAUGAGGGUGAAGGGAGACUUGCACAUUGGAGGCCUCAUGCUUAAGCUGGUGGAGAAGAUCAAGGCUCCUCAGGACUGGUCAGACCAUGCCCUGUGGUGGGAUCAGAGGAAAUGCUGGCUGCUCAAGACCCACUGGACUUUGGACAAGUAUGGAAUUCAGGCUGAUGCUGACCUACGCUACACACCCCAGCACAAACCUCUGUUGCUGCAGCUCCCCAAUAUGAAAACCGUCAAAAUGACUGUCAGCUUCUCCAGUGUGGUCUUCAAGGCAGUGUCGGAGAUCUGUCAAACACUCAACAUCAGAAGAUCAGAGGAACUGUCCCUGCUGAAGCCUCCAUAUGAUCCCUCCAAGAAGAAGAAGAAGAAAGACAAGAACUCAGCACAUGAUGACAUCUGGGACAUUGAUUUACUUAGCGGGGGACCAGGAGGCACAGGCCCCAUGUACAGUAAGACCAUGACAGCCACCUACGACCCAGAGAACGGGAUGCCGGUGUCUGCCACAAGCCUUUGGUUUGGAGAAAACCCUCUAGCUGAAUGCCAGCCAAAUCUGCCGCCUGCUGAGCUGGCCAAGAUGUACCAGCAGCUUUCACUUGUGGACAAAGCAAACAACAAUGCAGGGUGGUUGAACUCGUCUCGUUCUCUAAUGGAGCAAGACAUCCAAGAUGAAGAAAAGCUACUGCUGCGCUUCAAGUACAAUGUCUUCUUUGAUCUAAAUCCCAAAUAUGAUGCUGUCAGAAUAACACAGCUGUAUGAACAAGCUCGCUGGUCCAUCCUGCUCGAGGAGAUAGACUGCACUGAUGAGGAGAUGCUGAUGUUUGCUUCAUUACAGUAUCACAUCUGUAAACUGACCAUGUCAAGUGAACCACUGGACCAUUCCAAUGAACCAGAAAUAGAUGAAGUAGAGGCCGCUUUGUCCAACUUGGAGGUGACACUUGAAGGCGGACACACAGACAGAAUUCUGGAAGACAUUACAGACAUUCCAGAGCUCGCUGAUACCCUCCGACUGUUUAGGCCAAAAAGACUAACACUGCGGCCAUACAAAGAGUACUGGUUCGUUUUCAAGGACACCACCAUCUCCUACUACAAGAACAAGGAGGCCUCCAUUGGAGAACCCAUAGAGCAAUUUCACCUCCGAGGUUGCGAGGUGGUCCCUGAUGUCAACGUGACGGACAAGAAGUUUGGCAUCAAGCUCCUGCUCCCGGUUGCAGACGGGAUGAAUGAGGUGUACAUCCGAUGUGACAAUGAAACGCAGUACGCCAAGUGGAAAGCUGCAUGUAUCUUGGCCUCCAAGGGCAAAACAAUGGCCUACAGCUCCUACAAGUCAGAAGUGAAGAACAUCCAGUCCUUCCUGCAAAUGAAGAGCCUGGCACCCCCUCCUGGUCACGCAGCUCCAGACCUUGAUGCUAUGGAGAUGAAUGCCGAAUGUUUUGUUUCCACACGCUACGCCAAGAAGCACAAGACCAAACAGCUCACAGCACGUAUCCUGGAGGCCCAUCAGAACAUAGCAGGACUGUCUCUAAUGGAGGCCAAGAUGCGCUUUAUCCAGGCCUGGCAGUCGCUUCCAGAGUUUGGUAUCAACUACUACAUCGUCAGAUUCAAAGGCGGUAAGAAGGAUGAGAUUCUGGGAAUCUCAUACAACCGUAUGAUUCGUAUUGACAUGUCCUCCGGUCUGCCUGUCACCACAUGGAGGUUUGCCAACAUGAAGCAGUGGAACGUUAACUGGGAGAUUAGACAGGUGACCAUAGAGUUCGACCAGAACGUGUCAAUAGCCUUCUGCUGUUUGAGUUGUGACUGCAAGGUGGUCCACGAGUUCAUUGGCGGUUACAUCUUCCUCUCCACAAGAUCUAAAGACCAGAAUGAGACACUAGACGAAGAUCUGUUCCAUAAACUUACUGGGGGCCAAGAAUGAGCAAAGUUAUAAGCCUGUGCUUCUUAUAGUAAACCUGUUGUUUAUUUGCAUAUGUGUUACAAUGUGAAAGUACGCAAUCCUAUCUACUGUAUCAGCAUUAACCAUGAACACUGAGUAAAUCACUGCCAAAGAAAAUGUAAUGCCGUAUCACAGUCAGUGAAAUGUCUACAUUCUCAAUUACAGAACAACAUAUUUCUUGUUAUAGCAAUGUACCAUGCACUACAAAAAUGAUUUUGUCGAUGUAAAUAUGUUGUCAAAAUUUGUCAUUCUCUGAAAACUUGGAUGAACAGAUGUUUGUAAGAAUUUUUUUUAGGGGAAGAGAUGCCCUCAUCAACAGAACAAUGUUUGUAAAAAUCAUUAAAUCAUAAAAACUCUGAA